Messenger RNA from Naumovozyma dairenensis CBS 421, 1017 nucleotides. It is a transcript of the gene PRY2, whose product is annotated as sterol-binding protein. Gene Ontology annotation, cellular component: extracellular region. Lineage: Eukaryota; Fungi; Ascomycota; Saccharomycetes; Saccharomycetales; Saccharomycetaceae. The coding region runs from base 1 to 1017 and encodes 338 amino acids. The record is from RefSeq and is a predicted model, not a curated record. The transcript has a single exon.
AUGAAGAUCUCACAGAAAUUAGCCUUGUUCGCUUCUGCUUCCUCUUUAGUUUCUGCUGCACCAGUUGCUAUUACUGUCACUGAACAUAUCCAUAAAGCUGCUACCGUUACAGUCCAGGGUAUGCUUUAUGUGGAAAAUGGUAAUACUUUCACUACGUAUACAACUAUCGGCAUUCCAACUCUACAAGCUACAUCCAUUUCACAAACCUCUUCUAUCGGUAAUGCUUUUGCUACCGUUGCUACUGCACCUGCAGUUAUCGAUGAAGAUGAAGUUCUUGCCCGCUCGACUUCUUCUUCUGCGACGUCUACGCUCGACAUCAUAUCUACUCAAAAACCAAUAAUCAGAACCUUAGUAUCUCCAACUACAACAUCUAAUGGUGUUAUUGCAACGUCACCUACUCCUGUUGUCGAACAGGCAACAACAACCACCACAACAUCCAACACUCAAGCUGUAGAGCAACCAGCUAUUGAAACUACAACUACGUCACCAGUUAUCGAACAACAACAACCAACGACAACGACAGUGGCUGCUGCUGUUGCUGCUACCACUACUGCUGCUGCUGCAGCUACUGACAGUGGUAAUGAUAAUUUAUCUGAUUUUGCUUCAUCCAUGUUAAAUGAACAUAACAAUAAGAGAUCUUUACAUCAAAACACUCCAUCAUUAUCAUGGUCCGAUGAAUUAGCCNNACAUGCACAAAACUAUGCUGAUGCGUAUGAUUGUUCAGGUAAUUUGGUCCAUUCUGGUGGAUCCUAUGGUGAAAAUUUAGCAUUAGGUUAUUCUUCCACAGGAUCCAUUGAUGCGUGGUACAAUGAAAUUUCAGAUUAUGAUUUUUCUAAUCCAGGAUUUUCUGAAAGUGCCGGUCAUUUCACUCAAGUUGUUUGGAAAUCAUCUACUCAAGUUGGCUGUGGGAUUAAGGAUUGUAGUAGUAAUGGUUGGGGUAGUUACGUUAUUUGUUCAUAUGAUCCUGCUGGGAAUGUUAUUGGUAAUUUUGCUGAUAACGUUGAACCAUUGGCUUAA